AUGGCCGUACCGGCUGCUUUGAUCCCUCCGACCCAGCUGGUCCCCCCUCAGCCUCCGGUCUCAACUUCUGCCGCCUGCACCACCACCACCACCACCUCGUCGUCGGCCACCUCCUCUCCGUCUCCGUCCAUCGCUCCCCCGCCGGCCGCUUCGGGGACAAACCUAUUCCGGCCGGAGCCCAUCGCAGCAGCGGCGGCGGCGGCAGCGGCAGCCACAGUCACCUCCACCACCACCACCACCAGCGGCGGCGGCGGUAACGGCAGUAGCGGCAGCAGCGGUGGCGGCAGCCCCAGCCUGGGCAACGGCGGCGGCGGCAGUAGCGGCGGCGGCGGCAGCAGCAGCAGCAGCAGCAGCGCCGGCACCUCCACUCCCAAUGCGAGCGCCACCAGCGCGGCCAGCAGCCUGCCCGGGAAGCCCGUGUACUCGACCCCGUCCCCGGUGGAGAACACCCCCCAGAAUAACGAGUGCAAGAUGGUGGAUCUGAGAGGGGCCAAAGUAGCCUCCUUCACCGUGGAGGGCUGCGAGCUCAUCUGCCUGCCCCAGGCUUUCGACCUCUUCCUGAAGCAUUUGGUGGGGGGCUUGCACACGGUCUACACCAAGCUGAAGCGGCUGGAGAUCACGCCCGUGGUCUGCAACGUGGAGCAGGUCCGAAUCCUGAGGGGGCUGGGGGCCAUCCAGCCCGGGGUCAACCGCUGCAAACUCAUCUCCAGGAAGGAUUUCGAGACCCUCUACAAUGACUGCACCAACGCCAGUUCCAGACCUGGAAGGCCUCCUAAGAGGACUCAAAGUGUCACCUCCCCAGAGAAUUCUCAUAUCAUGCCACAUUCUGUCCCAGGCCUAAUGUCUCCUGGAAUCAUCCCGCCAACAGGCCUGACAGCAGCCGCUGCAGCAGCAGCAGCUGCCACCAAUGCCGCCAUAGCAGAAGCAAUGAAAGUGAAAAAAAUUAAAUUGGAAGCUAUGUCCAACUAUCAUGCAAAUAAUAACCAGCAUGGAGCAGACUCUGAAAAUGGAGAUCUGAAUUCAAGUGUCGGGAGCAGUGAUGGUUCUUGGGAUAAAGAAAAACUUCAAUCUCCCCCCACCCAAGGAUCACAGGCCUCUGUUAACCACCCCAACUUGCCUGGACAGCAUAAUGUUCCAGUUAGCCAUCCUCUCAACCCUCUUCAACAGAACCACCUUCUGCCAAAUGGAUUGGAACUUCCUUUUAUGAUGAUGCCCCACCCAUUAAUUCCCGUGAGCCUACCUCCAGCAUCUGUCACAAUGGCAAUGAGCCAGAUGAAUCACCUUAGUACUAUCGCCAACAUGGCAGCAGCAGCACAAGUGCAGAGUCCUCCAUCCAGAGUUGAGACGUCUGUUAUUAAGGAACGUGUCCCAGACAGCCCUUCUCCUGCUCCUUCCCUUGAAGAGGGCCGAAGACCUGGCAGCCAUCCAUCCUCUCAUCGAAGCAGCAGUGUGUCCAGCUCUCCCGCACGGACCGAGAGCUCUUCAGACAGAAUCCCUGUCCAUCAGAAUGGGCUAUCUAUGAACCAAAUGCUGAUGGGUUUGUCACCUAAUGUCCUGCCUGGACCUAAGGAGGGUGAUCUGGCUGGCCAUGAUGUGGGACAUGAGACAAAAAGAAUGCACAUUGAGAAAGAUGAGACGCCGCUCUCCACACCAACCGCAAGAGACAGCCUUGACAAACUUUCUCUAACUGGGCAUGGGCAACCGCUACCUCCGGGUUUUCCAUCUCCUUUUCUAUUCCCUGAUGGAUUGUCCUCCAUAGAGACCCUCCUGACUAACAUCCAGGGUCUACUAAAAGUUGCUAUAGACAAUGCCAGAGCUCAAGAGAAACAGGUCCAACUGGAAAAGACAGAGCUGAAGAUGGAACUCUUCAGGGAACGAGAACUGAGGGAAACACUUGAAAAACAGUUGGCUGUGGAGCAGAAGAACAGAGCAAUAAUUCAGAAAAGGCUAAAAAAGGAAAAGAAGGCAAAGAGGAAAUUGCAGGAAGCACUUGAAUUUGAGACUAAACGACGGGAGCAAGCAGAACAGACACUGAAACAGGCAGCUUCAACAGAGAGUCUUAGGGUCCUAAAUGACUCUCUGACCCCAGAGAUAGAAGCUGACCGCAGCGGGGGCAGAACAGAUGCUGAAAGGACAAUACAAGGUUCACUAGAUGCCUAUGCCUAGCUCCCAAUCCGGUUUCCCAAGACCCCCUCAUCCCACACAAAAAGAUGGAAGACUUUAUUUGAAAACU
Molecule: messenger RNA, 2233 nt
Organism: Indicator indicator
Lineage: Eukaryota; Metazoa; Chordata; Aves; Piciformes; Indicatoridae
Gene: DACH1
Product: dachshund family transcription factor 1
Exons: 13
Coding region: 1-2166 (721 amino acids)
Source: RefSeq, a predicted model, not a curated record